This is a messenger RNA of Hippocampus zosterae (dwarf seahorse), 765 nucleotides long. RefSeq names its product dynactin 5 (gene dctn5). The coding region runs from base 130 to 678 and encodes 182 amino acids. The transcript has 6 exons. NCBI's taxonomy places the organism in Eukaryota, Metazoa, Chordata, Actinopteri, Syngnathiformes, Syngnathidae. The record is from RefSeq and is a predicted model, not a curated record.
ACUCAUACUGCCUGAUCAUCCAUCCAACCAAAUCCGGCUGUCAGACUGUGGACCGGAGCUAAACGAAACAAAUGCUUCACGGUUGCCUUUUACUUAUUUUCCCAUAAACAACUCCUCGGUUUCGCAGCCAUGGAGUUGUCUGAAAUAUUAUACAACAAAGCGGAGUAUAUUGAGACGGCGUCUGGCAACAAGGUUAGCAGGCAAUCGGUACUGUGUGGAAGUCAAAACAUCGUACUUAAUGGCAAAACCAUCGUCAUGAAUGACUGCAUCAUCCGGGGCGACCUGGCUAAUGUCAGGGUGGGUAGACAUUGUGUCGUCAAAAGCAGGAGUGUCAUUCGUCCACCUUUCAAGAAGUUCAGCAAAGGAGUGGCCUUCUUCCCACUGCACAUCGGUGACCACGUGUUCAUCGAGGAGGACUGCGUGGUGAAUGCGGCCCAGAUCGGAUCCUACGUCCACAUUGGCAAGAACUGCGUCAUAGGUCGUCGCUGUGUGCUGAAAGACUGCUGCAAGAUCUUAGACAACACUGUUCUUCCUCCAGAGACAGUGGUGCCUCCUUUUACCAUCUUUUCAGGAUGCCCAGGUUUGUUUUCGGGAGAGCUUCCAGAGUGUACACAGGACUUAAUGAUUGAUGUCACGAAGAGCUACUACCAGAAGUUUCUUCCACUUAGCCAGAUAUAAGACCCGCCAUCUCAACCUUCUUUUGCUUUGUACACUGUCCAUCUUGCGGUCUCUGCAUAGUCGUUGACACCUUUGACUCCCGACAAG